Molecule: messenger RNA, 961 nt
Organism: Vicia villosa (hairy vetch)
Lineage: Eukaryota; Viridiplantae; Streptophyta; Magnoliopsida; Fabales; Fabaceae
Product: probable complex I intermediate-associated protein 30
Exons: 6
Coding region: 135-815 (226 amino acids)
Biological process (GO): mitochondrial respiratory chain complex I assembly; mitochondrial electron transport, NADH to ubiquinone
Cellular component (GO): mitochondrion
Source: RefSeq, a predicted model, not a curated record
CAAAGCUUCGCGAAGCUCUACUCCGAACUCUGCGUCGUUACGCCGCCGUCGCCGCACCGCCGAUCUCACCACCGUAAAGGUUGAAAUCUCUUCCCGUUUCACAUUUCACUGUAAAUUCAAAUUUAUGAUUAAAGAUGUCGAGAUUACGAAGAAUGUUCCAAGCAUCAAUGGAUGCUACUAAGAAAGCAAUAUCCGGUAGUUUUGAUGAUUUGAUGCCUCCACCUGAAAAAUAUAUAUUCAACUUCAAUUCUAAGAAGGAGUUAACCAAAUGGCAUUUGUAUUCUGAUUCUGAAUUCGGAGGGUUAUCCUCUGCAUCUCUGCAGAUACCUGAAUCUGAAAGUGGUGGUGCUACUGGGAUUUUCUCUGGGAAUCUUUCUCUUGAGGUUACUCCGGGGGCUAAAUGGAGUAUUAGUAGAGGUGGAUUUUGUGGAAUGCGCUCCAAAAAGUUUGAUGGCUUCAUUGACUUGGAUUCAUAUGAUACUAUAGCAAUGAAACUUAAAGGUGAUGGAAGAUGUUAUAUAUCUACUAUCUACACAGAGAAUUGGGUUAAUUCACCUGGACAGAUGGAGGAUAAUUCGUGGCAAUCGUUUAUUUAUGUGCCUAAAGACAACUGGUAUAUUGCAAAGAUUCCUCUAGCUCGAUACCUACCUACUUGGAGAGGGAACGUUAUCGACGCCGAAAUUGAAAUGAAUCCAUCCCGUGUUCUUGGCAUGUCUUUUUCUGUCAAUGCUGAGGGUGGUGUCCCAGGUGCUAGAUCUGGACCAGGUGAUUUCAGACUUGAACUUGAUUGGAUCAAAGCCAUGAGAACACAAUGAACUAGUAUAGGUUUGUUGCAGAUAAAAGUCAAGAAUUUUGCUCUUCUUAUAGGGUAAUUAAUUUAUACUGACCCUGUUUUGUAAUAAUGAUGUAUCAGUUUGUGAUUCAUGAAGGAAAAAUAUAUUGGUAGUCAUUCCACAUAAAA